Nothobranchius furzeri (turquoise killifish) is the source of this 875-nucleotide messenger RNA. RefSeq names its product mitochondrial ribosomal protein S21 (gene mrps21). Gene Ontology annotation, cellular component: ribosome. The record is from RefSeq and is a predicted model, not a curated record. Gene Ontology annotation, biological process: translation. NCBI's taxonomy places the organism in Eukaryota, Metazoa, Chordata, Actinopteri, Cyprinodontiformes, Nothobranchiidae. Gene Ontology annotation, molecular function: structural constituent of ribosome.
AAAGUUUAUUUUUCGACCCGGAACCGUUAUACCGUUACGUGUUCCCUUACGGUAAAAAUUAAAAGAUACUCCCAUCCGAAAAUGUCGAGGCACCUUCGUUUCAUCGCUCGGACGGUCAUGGUUCCAGAUGGAAAUAUCGAUGCAGCGUACAAGGCUUUAAACAGGGUCCUGACCCAGGAUGGGAUCAUCGACACAGUAAAGCGCAAACGCUACUAUGAGAAGCCCUGCAGAGAGAGGCAACGAAAGAACUUUGAGAGAUGCAGGCGCAUAUACCACUCGGAAAUGGCCCGAAAACUAGCCUUCAUCUCUAAGACAGACAGAGAGGAUCCCUGGCUUGGUUGCUAGUGAAAGGAAAGUUGUUGAGGCAAGACAACAACGAACAAACUAAGCAAAGUGGAAAGAGGAAACAAAUCCAGCAUAAUUUUUGUUACAACUAUUGGGGAAAGAGUGGCUGUGAGAAUGUCAGAUUUGAAUUUAAGAGGAAAUUACUGAUUCAUUCAUUGUAAACUUUCUUCUCUAAAUGCUAAGUAAUAUGUGCACAUGCUCAUGAUUCUACUUAAUUUUUGCCCUCAAAAGAUUUGUUCAUUUAUUUAGUAACAAAAAAAUCAAUCCAGGAUUUUAUUUAGUUUCAUCUCCAGAGUAUUUUGCACAUUUCCUGCAAAGUGUAAAAUAAAACUGGAAUGUCUUGAAAAUUCCUGCAAACUGUGAACUUCAGGAAUUGCAUUUUGAUUACUACAGCAUGCGAUAAAAGGAAACAAAUAAAACCUGCUAAAAUAUAGCCAACUACUAUGUUUUACUCAUUAGGGUGUCAAAUUUUGGAAUUUUGUUUAAAGCUACGUUGUAUUGGAUUAAUAAAAGCAGUUUAAGUCAUUUAA